Messenger RNA from Panicum virgatum (switchgrass), 459 nucleotides. RefSeq lists its product as uncharacterized. The transcript has 2 exons. The record is from RefSeq and is a predicted model, not a curated record. The coding region runs from base 85 to 459 and encodes 124 amino acids. NCBI's taxonomy places the organism in Eukaryota, Viridiplantae, Streptophyta, Magnoliopsida, Poales, Poaceae.
AAUGACUCUCAAUGCCCCUGCCUUCCUCUUCCUUCUCCUCUCCGCGCGUCCUGACCCACUGGUCAGCACAGCCGUCUCUCCCAGAUGAGUUCCCCGCACCUCGAGGUGUCGCCGCUCCGGCUCCGCCGCGAAGCAGCCGCCGGCAAUGGCAGGGUGGGCUCGCCCGCUCCCGCUUGGGCCUCCUGCGGGGUCGGCUUCCGAUGCGAUCGUUGCAGCGGUCUCUUCUGCAACAACGACGUCCUGGAAUUGCAUCACCUCGUCUACCAUGCCGCCACUGAGCUGGUGGACAGCGACACGACAAGCAAGUGGUGGAGCUCAAAUAUGAGGUCGGGUGGCCUAAUCCCGACGGCAACGAGCAACGAGCACCCCCGCUGCAUCGCCGACGGCAACGAGCUGCUCCAGUUCCACGGCACCACCGUCUCCUGCUCCCUCGGCUCGCCCCGCCGGCCCUCGCUGUAG